UAACCUGCUGCAGUGCGACAACAAGGACGAAUAAGCGCUGCAGUUACAGAUGAAACUAGCAAGCUUUUAUUCGUCUAAAGUAUUUUAGGAAGUGGAAGCUUAGUGACAGUGUGACUUGUCGAUAGUAUUUCUUCCACGUUUAGUCUACGCUACCGUGUUACUGGACUUAGGAGUACACCAACGUCAAAGCUAAGGAGUUACUUAAGCUAGCACUUAUGCUAGCUAAAUAAGGCUAGUGCUGCCUUCCAGGACUGUAGGAAAUAUUGUAGGUACUGGCGGAGUUACAUCUGAAGGCUCCUUUAAGGCCUAGUAGUUUUGCAGAAAAUUUUGAUUCCUGGUCAUUUUCUUAGAUGCAGGGGCGGCUGUGGCUCAGGUGGUAGAGCGGGUCCUAGUCAUGUGCUGUUUUGUCCUUGGGCAAGACACUUUACCCACCUUGCCUCCAGUGCUGCUACUCACACUGGAGUAUGAAUGCGUAUGAAUGUUGGUGGUGGAUGUCGGAGGGGCCGUAGGUGCGGCCUGGCAGCCACGCUUCCGUCAGCCUGCCCCAGGGCAGCUGUGGAUACAGAUGUAGUUUACCACCACCAGAGUGAGAAUGUGUGAGUGAAUGAAUAAUGGAUCCAUUGUACGCGCUUUGAGUAUGCCUUAAUAGAAAAGCGCUAUAUAAAUCUAAUCCAUUAUUAUUAUUAUCGUGAAAUUCCCUGCAGUCCUACUUUAAUCAAACGUCUCAAGUAAAAAAAAAAAAGACGAUAUCUGCGCGUAUCUUAUAACGUAUCCAGACCAUGAUGUUUAAAUUACGUAACCUGAAGGACACCGCAACAUCCACUUGCACUUGAGUGAUAAUAUUCGACUGGCCACAUUGCUGGUGGUCGUAACGUGCGGUUUGGACCUGCUCGCAAGACGUUUACGAGGAGUACCUGAAGGCAGCAGAUCCUGUCCCGUCCCGCAAAGUUAGCUAGCAUUAGCAGAGGAUGCAGCUAGCCGGCAGGAGAAGACCGCAGCAUCAGCAUCACCCUCACACAAUGACAUAAAAUAUUCACCGGAUUGGAUUACUGUACGAGACGACGGUGGGGAAUUUCUCCAACACGGGAUAAAGAUGAGUCGCUUCUGCUCAGACAACAACAACUUUCCCUAUGACAACAAUGUCCUAGUUUUGGACAUGGUGCUGGGCUCUCUGUGGGGAGUGCCUCAGCCCAUAAACUGGGACAAUGUAGCCAAGCUAGUACCAGGCUUCACUCCCAAGGAGUGUGCCCGUCGAUUUGAGGAGCUGAAGAGCACAGGAGGAUUUCCUAACGUGGACAACCAAUGUAACGCCCUGACAGAAGGAAACAUUUCCUCUUCAGAUGGCCUGUCCACGCUGCUGGACCCUGGGGAGGUGGUGGACAGAGGAAACAGCCAGAGCAGCAGCAAAGUUACAGGCUCCAAGUCGACGCCUUCAGGAAGGGGUGGUGCUAUAGAGAAGAAAGAGAAAAGAGUCUCAGUAGAGGAAGAAGACAAACCUCAGAAGCCACGAGAUCCCAACAUGGUCAUCCAUGUGUGCGAUGAGACCAAGAACCUGAAGCAGGACUUCACAUGUCCUAGAGAUCUUCUUGUCAAAGAGAUGCGCUACUUUGCUGAGUAUUUGUCUGUGGACCCUCAGAGGUGGGAAGAGGUGGACAUCUCAGUACACUGCGACGUUCAGAUCUUCGACUGGCUCAUGAACUACGUCAGGAGGAACUCUGCAGGAGAGGGUAACAAGGACAAGCCACGGCUCGAGCCCAGCAAUGUGAUCUCAAUCCUGAUCUCCUCCGAGUUCUUGAAGAUGGAUACGUUAGUGGAGGAGUGCAUCCAGUACUGCCACAAACACAUGAGCGCCAUUGUGGCCACACCCUGCAACAUGAACUGUAUUAAUAGCAACCUGGCAACACGGAUCGCUGAGCUGUUCAACCACAACGAGGCAGAUGACAUCAGGGACAAAAAAGACAAGUUCAAGAGCAAACUCUUCCAAAAGAAAAUUGAGCGUCUCUUCGAUCCCAACUGCCAGAACAGAGAUUCACCGGGAAAUGCCUCGACUCUUUACAGAUGUGGUCUGUGCCUUAAGCUGCUGACCAAAGACACAGAGAAGAAGAUUUCUUGUAUCCCAGGGAAAAUCAACAUUGAUGCUCGUGGAGAGAUCAUCUAUACACACACUAGACAGAAGAGCUGGGAUGUGCAUGAAUACAUGACAGGCCUGUAUGAGGAGCUCAAGUCCUGGGUCCUAGUUUACUGGAGAAUCUGGGGUACUAUCAACUACCUCACCUGCUCCCGAUGCCAGCAGGUGUUUGUGUGUGCAGAGCUGACCCGUUGCAAGUACCACCAAGACAGUGUGCUGUAUCCUGGCAUGGGUACAGAUAAAGGCUGGCAUGGUGCAGGAAUAUAUCCCUGCUGCAACCAGCGGGUUCUCCGCUUUGACCCCACUGGGAUGCCCAAGGGCUGUAAGAUGCGAGAUCACAUUGUGAACGUACCAGAUGAGGAGAACUGUGACGAGGCGACGUCUGCACAGACCAGAGUCCUCAAUGACCUGCUGCUGCACAGAGAUGCAGUGUGUUUGUGUCACACACCACCUGCAGAGGGUGCUGAGGAGAGUCUGCCUGGUGCAGAAAAGGUUCAGGACUGCGACGUUCUCUUGGAGCCAACACUCCUCGGUCCUCUGAGAGGAGACGGCAGCACUUUUUCCCUUUUGAAAAACUGGAGUCUUCAACUGAGGCAGCAGUCUCUCCUGUCAGAGGAUGAGGAGUACACCACCGGGUCAGAGGUCACUGAAGAUGAGGUGGGGGACGAAGAGGAGCAGUCCAAGAAACAAGCUGCUAAGAAGGCCAAGAAGGCCCACAGACCUCUGAAAAAACAAAUGUCUUCGCCAAACUUCCAACGCAAAGAAAAAUCUGAGAAAUCGCAGACCAGGGACAACACACCUUUCAUAGUGAGUGUCCAGAAGAGUAAGUGGGACAGCUCUCGCUCUAUGCGCUACAACCAGGACGCUCAGAGAGAAGAAGACCAGCGUCGCAUGGUGGAGAUCGUCGGCUACCUGACUAAGAUGAGGUUUGGAGAGCAGGAACAGAGUAAAUCCAAGGAUACUAAAGAGCCUGCAGGGGGAAUCUACUCCAGACUGGAAGCACAGUUUAAGAGUGCCUCUCAGAGCAGACAGAGUUCAGAAAAGGCACCCAGAUCUAAAAUCCGUUACGCUCAGAUCCGAACAACAUAAAAGACUGGAUGAGAUAAAUAUCCAUCGAGCUGUUCAGAAGGCCAGCGUUAGACCAGGUGAAGAGGACAAAGAGGAAGAGGAGAGUCCUUCUGUGAGGGCUCAGCGCAGCAACAUGCCGUCCUCCUGGCAGCCCCUCCAGCACGGCCACCACUUAUAACCCAGCUGUGGACCCCCUCAGACCUCCCCUUGUCAGUCCCGUUCCCUCGCUUCUCUGCUUUACUCAGGUGACUACGUAUGGAUCACCAUCAGCCGCAUUCUCUGUCACUCAGCUUGCUGUUUGUUUGUGCAGCUGUGGCCAGUCUGUGAAAAACAAGGUGAACUGUGGAUCCAGCUCAGCUCGUAGAAAACGCACUCUGACUUCUUCUCAGUGUUUCUGCAGACGUAGAUGUGUGGGGGCAACAUGACGCACAUAUGGAAGUCUUUUUCUGUCAGUCAAAGAAAUAAAAAUGAAAGUAAGUCGCGAUUCUAAAAAUAUGAUGUGAUAAGUCAGAAUUUUAAGUAAGGUGAGAACACUUGCUAAGUCAAAAUGAUAAGGUAACAAGAAAAUUAUGAUGAAAAGUCGCAAUAUUGAGAACAAAAAAAAUACAGUUAUUAUUGUAAAGGUCAUAACUGUGGCUAAGUCCGGAACAUUUUCAUGAAAAUUCAAAAAUUAAGAGAUUAAAUUUCUAAAUUAUUAAGAUAAUUUAAAUAAUGAGGUAAAAAUCUAAAUCAUGAGAUUAAAAAAAAUGUCAAAAUUAUGAGAAACCAAAAUAAUGGGAUGAGAAAAAUUGAUAUUAAAAAAGUUUUUUGUUUUUUUUAAAAGCUUGCUGUAUAAACAAAAAACCUUUUUACCGUAGGCUUUUUAAAAACAUGUCUUUCUUGAUAUAUGUACUGUUAAUAUUUUGUUGUUCUGAGAGGAAUGGGCUUCUGUAGGUCUGUAAGUUCUUGCAUUUCUGAAGUGACUCUAAUGUUGACCUCCACACUAGUUUGAGAGUGAGUUCAGAGGUGCAGAAACUUUGGUUUAUUUGAAUGAACCUGCUGAUGGCAGAGCUUCAGGACCUUCCACUGAUGUCUAACUACUAAUCCUCAUUGUGUUCUGUGCUGAAGCAUCUGCUCAUCUGAUGCUGCACCUACGUACUAACGUCCCCCAGUUCUGGUAGAGAUCUAGCUCUAGUCAUUCCUAUGUGUACUGGAAUGUGCCUGUACUGUUCAACACUGGGACCAAUAAAACAGAAAUGACACUGAACUGCACUCAGAGCCUCAUUUGACAGCUCGUGUCUGGUUUUUGUCCACUUGGUGGCAGCAGUUCACCUCAACGGAGUAACCCAGCUCCCAGUAAUCAACUUUGCCCCAGUUUGACCAGGACCUGUCUGCUCUGCUCCAACAGGGGGGCAGGUGAUAUUGAAGAUUUUAAACAGCAGUCAAAGAGUGGUGAAGUGUCAGUUUUGGGCCUCAGUGUGGCUGUUUUUUUUGUUGUUGUUGUUCUUGUUUUUGUCUGAAAACACAACAAGGAGCAGCUUGUGAAAGGCCUGGGUAGGGGCUGGUAUGUGCCAUUGGGUAGAGGGUCAACUGGCCUCUGCUGGAGAGGCAGCGAGCGGUGGGUGUGCUAACCUGGCUCUUCCUGUCAGACUUACUCACAGGGGUAUUAAUAACCCUGCCUGCCCACAGAGCAGGGCAUGAGGGGCGUUGAGCAGGCGAAGUGGGCAUUUUUUCUCCCUGUAGGCGGGGGCUACCCCAGCUGUUCCCUCUUCUCCUCGACAGCGGAUGCCGAGAAUGGCUGAGGAUCUCUGGAUCUGGGUCAGGAAGAAAGGGAGGGGGGGUCCAGUUACAGCCGGACUGAAUUAUGGUCCCACAGAGAUGGUUAGAUAUAAGAGCAUCAAAGUCGACAUGAACAGGAACGCAGAAAUGCUGAGUCCACCAAAGACUACAGGCCCUGUAAAAGUCAAACGUUGCCACUAAUAUGACCAGAAACCUUUUCUAGAACUCUUCGCAGCUUCAGUAGGUCCCUGAAGUCCAGGUCGACACGCUGGUUUCUAACGAAAUGAACCAAAGCCCCGCUGAGUGUGAUAGUGAAUUAUCUGCCAACAUGAAAGCCCAGCAGCUCUCUCUCUGGUUGCAUCAGAGCUGACAGGUUGUGGGAUUGCAUCAGAUGAGCGUUUCAACUUUCAGCGGCAGAGCGUCAUCGUAACCUUUAAUGUAAUACCAGUAUGUUAACAGGGAUUAGUGGCAGAGUCAGCUUACACAGCAGCAACCUUGGCCAAAGAUGUCAGGGAGGAAGCUGCCGGAUGCUGCGUGGCGAGUGUGACAGAUGUCAUCCAUCAUCGUUAUCAUCAUCAGCAGCAGCUCUUCUUUUUAGGAUUUGUCAGUCACUGUUCCCUCUAAGCUGCGCGCGUGCGCAAUUGCGCACUGCUGACACGCUCUCCGUGCACAGAAAAUCUAACCAACCUAAAUUGUAAAUAAAAUAAACACGUAACAAUUCAUUCUGUGCUAUUUUUCAGUGUGAGUCAGUGAGUUACCGGUGACUGGCUGCUGCAGCCAAUGAUGCGAUUCACAUACGUAUUUACCAUAGACUGUAUAUAAUGGUAUUUACGCAGCUAAUCAACGUCAGGCGUCCUUAUGUGCAGCCAUCGUUGUUGUCAUAGAUAUGAAUGAGUAGAUAGGACACGCCCCUUUGAGCUGCGUGCUACAGCGAGGCUAAGCUAGUGGGGGAAAAGUUUCAGUGCAUUCCGUAGAAGCGUGAAAACGGAAACAACAAGUAUGCCGGCUCACUGUGCUGCAUACAAUUACACACUACGUCAUACGAUUGAGACAAGGAAACUUGGAAUGACUUUUCAUAGGUUUCCCAGAGACUAUGGGUUGAGGAGGAAGUGGAAGUUUGUCGGCUUAGACUUGGUGUCAUUCCAUCAGAGUUUAACUUCCCGGCUCAUCUUUGAAGAGUAUGUGCCAGAAAGACCACGACCAAGCAGCCUUGAGAUCUUAGACAGCGUCUCCCUGAGGUCCCUCUCUAUCUCCCUACACAUCCACCAACCACUGGAACACAUCUCCAAAGUUCUGCUGGGCCAGCUCAGCUUCCCCUCAGAAGAAGUUCCGCCAGAUGAAGGAGCCUUUUGAGAGGCAGCUGGCAUCGUGAUUGGACUGUACUUUGGUCUGUUCCAAUCCAGCUUCAGCUCCAGAGACGGCAGGCGGGACGAGUCAACGGAGGCCAGGUGGACGAAGGCUGCAGCUGAGUACAAUCCAGAAAACAACAGAGGAGGAGUGCAGCUGCCCAGGACCAGAACAAGCAGAGUAUGUCUCUUAGAAAACAUCAUAGUACAGCCUUUGGUAUGAAAAAACGCCAUCAUAUACAUCGUAGAUUGUACAAAUAACAAGUCAAAGGAAAGAGACAUACAUUGUAGAAUUGUAGUAAUUGUGGGCUGACUGAUUUACUGAUUAUCAGUAUUUUAUUUUUUACUGAUUUACGGUAAUAAAUACAUUUAAAAAUGG
Molecule: messenger RNA, 6679 nt
Organism: Amphiprion ocellaris (clown anemonefish)
Lineage: Eukaryota; Metazoa; Chordata; Actinopteri; Pomacentridae
Gene: sanbr
Product: SANT and BTB domain regulator of CSR
Exons: 23
Coding region: 1094-3217 (707 amino acids)
Source: RefSeq, a predicted model, not a curated record